Drosophila takahashii is the source of this 2077-nucleotide messenger RNA. It is a transcript of the gene klg, whose product is annotated as klingon. Gene Ontology annotation, biological process: synapse organization; homophilic cell-cell adhesion. NCBI's taxonomy places the organism in Eukaryota, Metazoa, Arthropoda, Insecta, Diptera, Drosophilidae. Gene Ontology annotation, molecular function: axon guidance receptor activity; protein binding. The record is from RefSeq and is a predicted model, not a curated record. Gene Ontology annotation, cellular component: plasma membrane; neuronal cell body; axon.
CUCGAUGAGCAACGUGCAGCAGUCGGCGGUGGCCCCCUCCGCGCUGGCCGCCACCCUGCCCCGCUUCCUGUCCCGCGGACACACCUACCGCGCCGUCGUCGGGGACACGCUCGUCCUGCCCUGCCAGGUGGAGAAUCUGGGCAAUUUCGUUCUUCUGUGGCGACGGGGAACAAAUGUGCUCACUGCCUCCAACAUUAUGGUUACAAGGGAUGAGCGCGUAAGACUGAUAGAUGGUUAUAAUUUAGAGAUAUCCGAUUUGGAGCCCCAAGAUGCCGGGGAUUAUGUUUGUCAAAUCAGUGACAAAAUAAAUCGUGAUCAAGUGCACACAGUUGAGAUAUUGGUUCCGCCCAGUGUACGGGCCAUCCCCACAUCCGGACAGCUGCAGGCCCGCAAAGGAGGACCCAUUACGCUGGAGUGCAAGGGAUCUGGUAAUCCGGUGCCAUCCAUUUUCUGGACCAAGAAGAGCGGCGCAAACAAGUCGUCGGCCAGGAUCGGAGACGGACCUAUUUUGACCCUGGAGAAGCUGGAGCGCACGCAGGCGGGAGUCUACCAGUGCACCGCCGACAACGGAGUGGGUGAUCCGGUCACAGUCGACAUGAGGCUGGAUGUGCUAUAUCCCCCGGAUAUACAAGUGGAGAAGUCCUGGAUACACUCGGGCGAAGGAUUCGAGGCGAAGCUCGUUUGCAUUGUUUACGCUGAUCCAGUCGCAACGGUGUCCUGGUACCAGAACUCAUUUCCGAUCCAAACGACAGACAGACGCACCAUGGGCACCCGGGCCAACCGGCACACGCUCACCAUCCGGCACAUCCAGCAGGAGGACUUCGGCAACUACAGCUGCGUGGCGGACAAUUCGCUGGGCCGGUCCCGCAAGUACAUGGAGCUCUCCGGACGCCCCGGACCCGCCGAGUUCUACUCGCCCAAGUGGGGUCGUUCGACGGACAGCUACAAUCUGACCUGGAAAAUCGAUAGCUACCCGCCGCUGGAGGAGGUCCGCCUACUCUACCGUCGAGUGCUGAUGAAUGAUUCGUACCAGCAGCCGGGCAGGUGGCACGACUUCAUCCUCACCCCGGAGCACCGGCCGUCCUCGGAGCCCCUGACACACAUCAUGUCCUACACCAUCAAGAAUCUGCAUCCGGGCGCUUACUACGAGGCAAUUGUGCAGGCCAAGAACCGCUACGGCUGGAAUGAGGUCAGUGAUAUAUUUCAAUUUAUCGUCGCCGCCAACAAAGAGGACGUCGUCCCCGAGGAAUCCGAGGUGGUGGCCAGCUCCAAGUCGCGCAGCAACGGUGCCCCGGUCGGCAGCCUGCCAGGAUCCAUGCCCCACAGCCUGCUUCUCCACACGGCACUGCUUUUGGCCCUGGCCUUGAGUAAUUGUCAGUUCGACAGACGCCGACUGGGCCUGGGAUAAGCACUUGAUUCGGCAGGAGAUCGGGAUUAGGAUCACGGAGAAGCACAAGCCGAGGGCUCAGCACUAAGAGGAGUAAGUUGGCGGGGAGGGACGGAAGCAUAAGCUGCAAAUUCAGAGAAAAUUAACAAAAAUGCAAGGCUAAUUGUGUUCCCUUCCCGGCCAACCAAAAAAUAAGAGAAACGGAAAAAAGACAAAGAAUGAUAGGAAACCAGAAAGCUGAAAGAAAUUAAAAUGGAACCCAUGUAAAUAAUUUUUCAAGUGUUUUGUCCACGAUUAAAUUAGCACACACACACCCUCACACAUCACACACAUAAAACCGGAAAAUGGUUAAUGGAAAUUGCGAUUCGAGAAUGCAAAUCCUCUAACCAAAUCCCACCCCCCAGUUCCAUCCCCAUGGUAGUGUAAGCAACUCGAACUAGGUCAUGUAAAUAAGCAUUAGAUAUCUGAAUGUGAACUGCAUUUUACUUCAUAAAUGUCGGGCUUACGCUCGAUGCGCAGGAUGUGUAUGUAAAUUAAGCAAACAUUAUAUAGUGAUAUUAUUUAGUUUCAGGCGAAACCAUAAAUAACAAAAUAUUGAGGAUGAAAUAAAACGGAAAACAGAAAUACACUGCAAAAUGUUAGUAUGUAAAGUAUCUGCCAUUUGCCACAUUUGUGUUUCGAACUCGAACU